Molecule: messenger RNA, 3025 nt
Organism: Rhea pennata
Lineage: Eukaryota; Metazoa; Chordata; Aves; Rheiformes; Rheidae
Gene: ANKRD24
Product: ankyrin repeat domain 24
Exons: 22
Coding region: 22-2772 (916 amino acids)
Molecular function (GO): protein binding
Source: RefSeq, a predicted model, not a curated record
CGCCGCCUCCUCCUCGACACCAUGAAGCAGAUCUGCCUCUGUGCCACUGCCUCCUUUGCGAGCCAGGACUGGACUAAGAAUGAUGAGAAGCUCCUGCAAGCUGUGGACUAUAAUGAUGCUGGGAGAGUGACAUCACUGCUUGUCCGCAAGGGCCUGGUUGCCACCAAGUUGGACUCAGAGGGAAAAUCUGCGUUCCACUUGGCUGCCAUGCGGGGGAAUGUGGACUGCCUCGAAGCCAUGCUGGCCCACGGCGUGGACACCAUGACCAAGGACAGCUCAGGUUACACUGCCCUGCACUUGGCAUCCAAGCACGGCCAUCCGCAAUGCGUGAGCAAGUUGCUGCAGGCUUCCUGCCCUGUUGACGUGGCUGACAGCAGCGGCCGGACAGCACUGCACCAUGCAGCUGUCAGCGGCUGCAUCUCAUGCUUGGAGAUCCUCUGUGAUUUCAAGGCUCCCUUGAACGUCAAGGACAAGGAUGGCUUCACGCCACUGAUCCUUGCCGCCAAGAUGAGCCACUCGGAGCUGUGCCGAUACCUGCUGCACCGUGGAGCGACUGUGAACAGCCGAGAUCUGCAAGGAAGAACAGCCUUGAUGCUGGCCUGUGAGAAUGGCAGCGUGGAGACUGUGGAGGUGCUUGUCAACGCGGGUGCCCGGGUGACCGUGGUUGACUCCACAGGCCACGAUGCAGCUCACUACAGCCUGGCCACAGGCAAUGCUCUCAUCCAGCACUUCCUGCAGGAGGCUGCCCAGCGCCAGUCCUGGGCCAGUGAAGAGGAGUUGGCUGAGCAGACCUCCCAGACAUCUUCGCCCAGCCAGUCCUCAGGCAGGGAGAAGAGCAGCACCCCAAGGAAGAGGAAAGCCCCCCUGCCACCCCCAGGCACCCUGAGCCAGGAGGACAGGGACGCCUAUGAGGAGAUUGUGAGGCUGCGGCAGGAACGGGCCCAAUUCUUGCAGAAGAUCAGGGGCUUGGAGCAACAGGAGAAGCAGAGACGGGAGCAGGCAGAGCUGGACGAGGGCUCCAUUCGCUUCAUGGAGAAGCAGAUCCAUGAGCUGGAGCAGCGGCUGGCAGCACGGGAUGGUGAGAAGGAGCGUCUGGGCAAGGAAGUGGAGGCUCUACGAAGCCGCUUGUCCUCGCUGGAGAAUGAGAAGGAGAACACGAGCUACGACAUCGAGACACUGCAGGACGAAGAGGGAGAGCUGCUCGAGUUCCCAGGGGCAGAGCUACUGCUCUCCAAGAAGACGCUGAGUCCCUCGACCGAGGAGCUGCUGGCCACGCUGCAGGGGCAAGUGCAGUCCCUCACCAUGCAGAACAAGGAGCUGAGGGAGAAAAUACAGAUCCUGGAGAACUACGAGAGGGACGAGAGCGACUUGUCUGCCUCGAGGGACUUUGUGCCUGUCAGCCUCUACGACUCCCUCAAGUGCGAACUGGAGCAGCUGAAGGAGCAGCACGUCAAGGCGCAGGCUGCCUUGCAGGCUCUGGAAGGUGAGAGAAGUGCCGUGGAGCAGCUCACUGAGCAGCUAGCCCAGACCCAGGGCAAGUACGAGGCAGCCCUGGCUGAGGUGCAGGCGCUGCGGGAGCAGAUGCAGCUGGGCAUCCUCUUGGUGGGGGAGCCCGCCGAGGGCACUGGCACUGAGCUGGCGGUGGCAAAGACUGCACUGCAGCAGGCCAGGGAGGCCCUGGAAAAGCGGGAGCAGCGGGUGAGGGAGCUGCAAAGCCGGCUGGAAGCACGUGAGGCGGCUGGGGGGCCCCGGGCCAGCUCUGAGGAGGCCUCACGGGAGAAGGCAGCCUUGCUGGAGCGCUGUGGCCGGGCAGAGGCAGCAGCAGAGUCCCUGCGCCGCAGCCUGGAGGCCAAGACGUGGGACUGGCAGGCAGCAGGCGGUCCGGAGCCAGAGGCUGGGGUGCUGGAGCAGCGACUGGUGGAGCUGACACGGCAGCACAGUGAGGUGAUGGCCCAGCUGGGGCGGCUGCGGGACGUGCUGAGCUGCAAGGAGGCUGAGCUGGAUGCUCUGCGGGAGCAACUGGCCGCCCGACCCGUGGCCCGCCAGGAGCACGAGGAGGCCCUGUCACGGCUGAGGCGGACGCAGGCGCUGCGGGAGCGGGCGGCCCGGCUGGAGGCCGAGGCAGAGGCCAAGGGGCGCGAGGCCACCCGGCUGGAGGCCGAGCUGGUGAAGGCCCAGGAGGCGGCGGUGCCGCGAGGCGAGCACGAGGCGAUGCAGGCUGGGCUGCGGGCCGAGGUGGCAGCGCUGGCGCAGCGCCUGAGCGACCUGAUGCGGCGGCAUGAGAAGACGUGUGAGGAGGUGUUCAGGGUGCAGCGCCAGGCGCUCUUCAUGAAGAGCGAGAAGCAGGCGGCUGAGGAGCGCCUGGCUGCUGCGCACAAGCAGCUGGAGGAAGCGCGGGCUGAGGCGCGGCGCCUCCAGGACCUCCACGGCCGUGUCGAGGACUCGAGCCGGCUGGUCAGGGACAAGGACAGGAAGAUCACUGAGCUCUCCAAAGAGGUCUUUAAGCUGAAGGAGGCUUUGAACGCCCUCCCCGAGCCCCGAGGUGCCCCACAGCUGCCUCCCGACACUGCCACGCUCCAGGCCAGGAUCCAGACACUGGAGACGCAGCUGGCGGAGAUGGAGACACGGCACAGCAAGGUGGUCACACUGUACCGGAGCCACCUGCUCUAUGCAGUGCAGGUGAGGCUGCCACAGGGCCACAUGGAUGAAGACGUGCAGAGGCUCCUGUGCCAGAUCCUGAAGAUGCAGCAGCUACAGGAACAGGGCAGAUGAACUCUGGCCAUUCAGCCAGCACCACGGGGGCCGAGAACACAGCCAGCAGCACCAGCCGGGGACCAGGCCAUGCUUUACCCUCCAUGGCCACGCUGCCCCUUCACUUCCGUGUUGCUGACAGGCACCCACUGGCCACAUGCAUCCCCCAUGCUCACCUGGCCCCGUAGCUGGCACCGGGGUCCGGGACACUGUGGUGAUGUCCCUGUGACUCUGCGCACCUCAGCACAGCAGUAAUAAAGUAUUUAUACUCACA